AUGAGAGUUGCUUUUGAUGAAGCAGAUUCAAGAAGAAAUUGCAAAUCCAAACGAAGGAAUACAGCAAAUCUAAACAGCAAGAAGAAAUUUAACAGGGGUGCUUACCUAAACCCUAAGGUCAGCGCGGCCAGAGGAGGGAGAAGGAGAGCAGGCGACGAAGGCGCGGCGAGGCACGGUGUGGGUGUUGCGGGAGAAGAGAAAAACGCAACCAGGAAGAAUUUAGUUUUUCUUGAGGAUUCAUGUCAUAUGUAUGAUGCUAGAUCUGCUUUUGAUGAAGCAGAUCAAACUGGACAGGAGAGCCGGGCAGUGGAAGUGGCGAUGGAGCAAGACUUGGAUCCUUCCCACCCUUCUUCCCACCAUUUGCUUUCUGCAAUCCAAGCCAUGGAGCCUUCCCACUGUGUAAUCUCCCAUGCCAGGGCUUGUGGUGGAGGCUCAAUCACGGAACAAGUUCAACAAUUCAUCUGGGACCAUUGCCUUUCCACUUCUGGUGAUUUUCAUGUUCCUUACUUGAAGAAUUUUCUCAAGAAACUUAUUACUCAAGUUGAGUUAGACCAUGGCUAUGUGUUGGACAAUUUGUACGAAAUCUAUGCUCACUACAUGACAUCAUUCAAGGAUGAUAGUUUGGGGAAGAGAGAUGCAAGUGGAAUCUGCAAAAGAAUUUCAUUUCUUUUUCCUGAAGGAUGUUCUGAACUACAAAGUUGUCCACACUCAAGGGUACUUGUCUUUUCGUUGCAGUGUUCUCUAAACAUGCUUGAAGGUGAUACUGGAUGCUCAAUAUGGCCAUCAAGUCUGUUUUUGUCGGAGUUAAUACUUUCUCAUCCAAAAUUAUUUUCUAAUAAAUCAUGCUUUGAGAUUGGUUCAGGAGUUGGCUUAGUUGGAUUAUGUCUAGCCCACGUGCAAGCUUCCAAGGUGAUAUUAAGUGAUGGUGACCUAUCAACUUUAGCUAACAUGAAGUCUAAUUUGGAGUUGAACCACCUGAAUGUUGAAGCUAACACGCCGGAAAUAAACAAAGACCCGAACAUGGUAAAAUGCUUGUAUCUGCCGUGGGAAUCUGCAUCAGAAAGUCAACUUCAAGAUAUCAAGCCAGAUGUUGUUUUGGGUGCAGAUGUGAUAUAUGAUCCAGUUUGCCUGCCACAUCUUGUUCGAGUACUUGCCAUUCUUUUAAAUCAGAUGAAUACGGACUUUUGCAGAAAGCAUGCAAGUUGCAAGAGCCUCUCUCCAAACACUAAACAUGAAAAUGGUGAACAUAAUCAUGAAGAUGCUAUUGAUAUAUGUGACAGUAGAAUCGAAGCAAGUUAUAAUGGUGACAGUAAUAGUGUACCAAAGGAAGCACCAGUGGCUUAUAUUGCAUAUGUUAUCAGAAACAUUGAAACUUUCAACUGUUUUGUGUCCCUAGGGGAACAAGCUAACCUUGAUAUUGUGGACCUUACUGAUUCAUUGAAGCCACUAAAUCUCCUCUGCUACAUGCAAUCGUACAAUCAAGCCAGUGCAAGACUAUUGCGUAUCACUUGCAGUAAUAUGCAAUAA
Sphenostylis stenocarpa is the source of this 1527-nucleotide messenger RNA. The record is from the annotation of a GenBank genome assembly. NCBI's taxonomy places the organism in Eukaryota, Viridiplantae, Streptophyta, Magnoliopsida, Fabales, Fabaceae.